CAUGUCCGACAGAAACGAGUAAAUCUGGAAAACGGGAAGCCCCAGAAAGAAACGGAUUGCCCUCCGGAGUUUCUUUCUUCUGCCAUAUCUUCGAUAAAGAAACCCUCAAACGAAACGCCGGGUUUCGGCUCCCGACACGACGGCGGCCCCUUCCCUUCUUCCCACCUCUCAGCUGUUGACCUCGAAAGUGCGAUGCCAUCAGAAUCGGAUAAGUGGGGGUGGAAGCAUGUGAGUGUGUUCGGUGGCUUCGAUAGAGGAAGCGGCACCAAGCGCUGGAAAUGCAAUCACUGUAACUUGCGAUACAAUGGCUCCUAUUCGCGCGUGAGGGCCCACCUUCUCGGCUUUGCCGGUGUCGGUGUCAAGAGCUGCCCUGCAAUCGACCGGUCUCUGAGGGAAGCGUUUCAAGUCCUGGAGGAGGAGCGGCUGUCUCGGAAGAAGAAGAAGAGAGGUUAUUCUGGGUGCGAGAAUCCUUCCAUGCGUGGUAAGAACUUGCAGAAUGGACAUGUUUCUGUUCAGAAGGGAGGAGGUAAAGAAGCCGUGGACGAUCUCGUGGCGAGAUUCUUCUAUGCUGAGGGGUUGAAUGUGAAUGCUAUCAAUUCACCCUACUUUCAGGAAAUGACGAAGGCCAUGGCAACUUUUGGCCCCACUUAUGAGCUCCCUUCAAUGGAUAUGCUCUCAGGUUCUUUGCUGAGCAAACAGAAGGAAAGAAUCGAGAAGUCCGUGGCUCUCAUUAGAGAGUCUUGGCCCCACACAGGCUGCUCAAUAUCAUGUGUGGGCCGACCAGAUGGGACGACAGGCUGCUUACAUGUUAAAAUAUUCGUUGGGGGUCCCAGAGGACUGGCAUUCAUGAAAUCGCUUGAUAUGAAUGAUGGGAUAAACUGUGGGGAUGAUAUGCAGAAUGAGCUUGCAGGCAUCCUGGGCAAUGUGAUUGUUGAAGUGGGGCCUGCAAAUGUGGUCCAGAUAAUCUCAAAUCUCAGCCGAGAGAGUAAAUUCGUGGAACCCCUUCAGUUGGUGAGGUUUCCCCAUAUAUUUUGGUCUCCUUGUACUUCGAGUUCCAUUCACAUUUUGAUGGAGGAAAUAGCGGAGCUUGACUGUCUAAAACAGAUCUUUCUGUACUCCAAGGAGAUCGAGCAGUGUUUAAUUGCUUAUCAGCGGCAUUCUUCAUGCAUGCUUACCCAACACAACCUAGAAGAGAACAAUCAUGAGUCACUUCCCAUUGGUUUCAUGGCCUCUUAUCGAAGCCUGCAGAGGAUUUUUGAGCUAAAGCAAGCUCUUCAGGAGGCAGUUCUUAGUGAAGAAUGGAAGAUGUGGAAAACAACCAUGACCCAGGAUAUUCUAAGUAUGGAAGCUGCUAUCCUCGGGGAUGAAUUUUGGACCAGAGCUCAAUCUCUCAUGCAGCUAUUUGAGCCCUUUCUAACUUUACUUUCCACUUUCAAUGUAGAAAAAUCAACUCUAGGGGAUGUUCACGAUUUUCGUGUUCGAGCACUAGAAUUUGUAAGGAGUACUGCAGGAAUCAACGGUAUUAUGUUGAGUCAACUGGAAGCAUUAAUAGAUAGAAGAUGGGAUGAGCUUUUCUCUCCACUCCAUGCUGCGGGAUAUAUUCUUAACCCAAGGUUCUUUGGGAGAGGCCAGAACAAGGACAGAAUCGUAAUGAGGGGUUGGAAGGCAAUGCUUGAGAAAUACGAGAGUGAGAGUACAGCAAGACGGGUUCUGAGAGAGGAGCUCAGUUUCUACUGGCGGUUCGAAGGCUCGUUUGGGGAAGAAGAUGCAAUAGACUGCAGGGACAAGAUGGACCCAGUUGCUUGGUGGGAGAACUUCGGGUUUGAGACACCUCACUUGCAGACAGUAGCCAUUAGAGUUCUGAGUCAGAAUUCAAGUAUUGGUGUGUCUCUCGAUAUCUGGGAAACAGGCAAUGUUCCACUUGCUGCAGAGAUAAUGGAGGACCUUGUUUUCGUACAAAAUGGCCUCAGGCUUCAGAAUGACAGAAUAGGGAUUCUGAGUGUCCCAUAUACUAAAGUGAAUGAUGUCAAUUCAAAUUCCCUGUCGAUUGAUAGGAAAUGGGAUAUUGCUCAUCUUGAUCAGACCAAGGCAAUUGUGAACGAUUAUCAGAGAGAGUGAGGAGAAUCCUGCGUACUGCUUUGCUUGGAUACUAUUCUAGGUUUCGCGGGUAGGAAUUCAAAACUCAAGAUUGAAGCUGUGUGGAGUAUAGGAAAUGUCAAGCACACAAAGGACCACCUCUUAGCCGCCGUCGGUGAUACAGAGCAGGUUCCCAGGAGAUGGAAGGAGCUCCUUUGCAAUUGGUACUUCCCGCAGUUGCUGCUGACAUUCGUUAUCGGUGACAUGCUUUUCCGUGGACAACAGAAGUAGCAGACCACUUAAAAGGGGACUGCAGCAGCUGCAGGAAACCGCAACAUACGGGGAUCAUAAACUGCACGAGACCUUGUGUAUCCGUAGAAUGCACCUGAUCAGUUUAAGACACCAUAAAACCAUUUGUCCUCCUCAUUGGGAUGUAUGGUUUCCAAGACUAACCUGAACGUCUAAGACACAAUAUUGUCGUACCCAAUGACAUUUCGAAUGUGUUUGGUAUUAGAGUUGAGUUGAGUUUUAGUUUUAAUUGAUUUGUAAUGAUUGUGUUGUUAAAUUAUGAGAAACAAUAUGAAAAAGUAAUGAAAGUUAAGAUAAA
Molecule: messenger RNA, 2683 nt
Organism: Punica granatum (pomegranate)
Lineage: Eukaryota; Viridiplantae; Streptophyta; Magnoliopsida; Myrtales; Lythraceae
Source: RefSeq, a predicted model, not a curated record